CGCGAGAAAAAUUAGUAUUUUUGCACUUCACAAAUUAAUGACCAUGAGCUCGUUUUUGAUAAACUCCAACUACAUCGAGCCCAAGUUCCCUCCCUUCGAGGAGUACGCGCAGCACAGCGGCCCGGGCGGCGGAGACGGCGGCCCGGGCGGGGGCCCGGGUUACCAGCAGCCCCCGGCGCCCGCGAGCCAGCACCUGCCGCCGCAGCAGCCCCCGCUCCCUCACGCGGGCGGCAGCCGCGAGCCCCCCGCCACCUACUACGCGCCGCGGGCCACCCGCGAGCCCGCCUACCCCGCGGCCGCGCUCUACCCCGCGCACGGUGCCGCGGACGCCGCCUACCCCUAUGGCUACCGCGGUGGCGCCAGCCCCGGGCGGCCGCCUCAGCCCGAGCAGCCCCCGGCGCACGCCAAGGGCCCCGCGCACGGCCUGCACGCGAGCCACGUCCUGCAGCCUGGCCGGCAGCCGCCGCCGCCUGCCCCGCAGCACCGCGCGGCGCCCCCCGCACCCCCUCGGCGCUGCGAGGCCGCCCCUGCCACCCCGGGCGUCCCGGCAGGGGGCAGCGCCCCCGCGUGCCCGCUGCUCUUGGCCGACAAGAGCCCGCCGGGCCUGAAGGGCAAGGAGCCCGUGGUGUACCCCUGGAUGAAGAAGAUCCAUGUCAGCGCCGUCAACCCCAGUUAUAACGGAGGGGAGCCCAAGCGCUCUCGAACCGCCUACACCCGGCAGCAGGUCUUGGAGCUGGAGAAGGAGUUCCACUUCAACCGCUACCUGACCCGGCGGCGCCGCAUUGAGAUCGCCCACGCACUCUGCUUGUCCGAGCGCCAGGUCAAGAUCUGGUUUCAGAACCGGAGGAUGAAGUGGAAGAAAGAUCACAAACUGCCCAACACCAAGAUGCGGUCCACAAACUCUGCCUCCACCGGCCAGCCCGGAAAAGCACAAACUCAGAGCCCACACCCCCACCCCCACCCAGUCCCGGGCGCCUCCACACCCAUUCCCUCCACCAUAUAAUCCAUUAGGGACCCACAUCAGUUUCUCUCCCUUACUGUCCUCUCCUCUCCCGCCUGGUUCCCUAUCCACCCCUCCCCACUUGGACCAUGAGACACCAAAACAAAGCCCAAGCUUGGUGAGAAGCUAACCAAAAAGAAGACCUUAUCCUCAGAAUUGUGUGCUGGUUGCCACCCGAGAGAGAACAGUCGUACACAUGCUGGAUGGUGGGACAGCCUGCUUGCUGCUCUGAGCCUGGCUGCCAGGUCUGGACACCUCAGAAGGGCCACUUGGCAUCAGAUAGGUACUUUGGAGAUGGCUGAAGUCAGCGGGACAGCCCCUGCUGACCUGCAGACCACUGGAUGCAGAUGCCUACUUGUGUAUUUGUGGCAAGCAGGAGAAAACAGACCCUCUCCCUACCUUCCUCACUUCCACCUCCUCUAUUAAGGCAGCUCAUGCAAGCUUGUGUUGAACUGAAAUAAAUGAGUAGACAUUGUGGACCUCACAAGAUUAUUUAAUGUGUAGAGUUUGAUGGUAGGCGUGACAUGUUAGUUUCCUGUCCUUGCAUUUAUUUAAGAUAUUGUUACAGAGCUGUUGUCUUAUUCUGGGGCAUGGACUCCAGGGGCAGAGGGAAGUGCAUUUAGACCCAUGUGCAACUGUAUGAAUUGUGAUGUGGCUGUAUAGAAAGCCAUGUGCUGAGA
Molecule: messenger RNA, 1680 nt
Organism: Lepus europaeus (European hare)
Lineage: Eukaryota; Metazoa; Chordata; Mammalia; Lagomorpha; Leporidae
Gene: HOXA4
Product: homeobox A4
Exons: 2
Coding region: 38-1003 (321 amino acids)
Biological process (GO): regulation of transcription by RNA polymerase II; anterior/posterior pattern specification; embryonic skeletal system morphogenesis
Cellular component (GO): nucleus
Molecular function (GO): DNA-binding transcription factor activity, RNA polymerase II-specific; RNA polymerase II cis-regulatory region sequence-specific DNA binding
Source: RefSeq, a predicted model, not a curated record